Messenger RNA from Tinamus guttatus (white-throated tinamou), 485 nucleotides. Lineage: Eukaryota; Metazoa; Chordata; Aves; Tinamiformes; Tinamidae. The record is from RefSeq and is a predicted model, not a curated record.
CUGCGCUCUGCUUCCUCCCCGCAGGUGAACGACCCCGACGCCGGACUGUGGAUAGUUGUCUACCUUGUGCCAGCUGCCCUUACGCUGCUCGUUGGCCUUAACCCCUCGAUAACAGAUAAUCUUGUUUGGAGGACCCUCUGUGAUCUUCAUUCUGCUGGUUGUAUUGUUGGGGCCAUUCUCUUGGCUUAUUCUUUGUUUGCUUACACUCGAACAAACAUCUUGCAUGAAGAGGAAGGCAGAGAGUUAUCUGGUCUGCUGAUUAUUACAAUAUGGAUGAGCCUUUGCCGCAGUUCAGCAAAGAAUCCACUGAGUGGAAUUCGUUUGAUUGCUGCAGUCCUGGUCUGUUUCUUUCCCUUUUUUAUGUGGCUGUACAUUUACAUGAACAAAGAGAUGCGAGCAUCUUGGCCAACUCACUGUAAAACAGUGGUUUAAUCAGAUGGGAGAAAAUACACAAUAAAUAUUAUGACCUUACUUGCCUCUGCUGU